UCUGCCUUUCUUUAUAACAGCGAACAAAAGCAGUCCGUAAUAGUGCACGAGGAGACACCGGCAAGGGUUUGUUAGAAAAUGGAAAAUCAACUCUGUAAAUUGUUCAUCGGUGGAUUAAACAUCAACACUACCGAUGACGGACUUCGGAAACAUUUUGAACAGUAUGGAACGCUCACCGACUGCGUGGUAGUUCAAAACCAGCAACUGAAACGUUCCCGCUGUUUCGGCUUUGUCAGUUAUUCGACUCCAGCUGAAGCAGAUGCAGCAAUGGCGGCUCGUCCGCAUGUGGUGGACGGUAAUAAUGUGGAGCUGAAGAGAGCCGUGGCGCGGGAAGACGCUGGAAAGCCAGAAGCCCUCGCAAAAGUGAAGAAGAUAUUUGUGGGAGGCCUGAAAGAGGACGUGGAUGAGCAGCACCUGAGUGAUUACUUUUCUCAGUUUGGCUCCAUCGAGAAGGCCGAAGUGAUUGGCGAUAAAAAUACAGGCAAGAAGAGAGGCUUUGGCUUUGUUUACUUUGAUGACCACGACUCCGCAGACAAGGCUGUUGUGUUAAAGUAUCAUACAAUCAAUGGACAUAAGAUCGAGGUUAAAAAGGCCCUCUCUAAGCAGGAGAUGCAGGCUGCGACGACAUCCCGUGGAGGCAGUCGUGGACGAGGAGGGCGUGGAACCGGUAGAACCCAAAAUGGCUUUGGAGGCGGAAGAGGAGGCAGCUCCUAUUCGAGUUACAGCGGCGGCUACGGUGACGGUUAUGGCGGUGCUAAUACUAGCUACGGAAGCGGUUACAGUACCAGUUAUGGUAGUGGCUAUGGGGAUAGCCAAGUGGGAGGCUAUGGAAAUGGCUACAGUGACUUUAGUAGCAGUUACGGGCAGCAGCCUUCCGAAUACGGAGCAGUGAAAGGCAGCUACUCGGGGCGAAGUGGCACGCAGUAUUCUAGAGGUGGCGGCUACAGCAGAGGGGGUUAUGGAGCCCCCUACUGAGCGCAUUUAUGCGAACAUUUGCUGCUGUGCUACAAGCACCCGAGCAAUCCCCCAUUCAGAAAAAUCGACUUUCCACGAAAAACUCUGAAAAUGAUUUGGACUGGACCGGAACUUUAUUUUUUUUCCCCCCAUUCCCUUCCGCAACCCACUGGUAAGAGCAAAGGAGGUCUCGAUUUCAAGCUGGGUGACACAGGUAGGGUACUCGCUACCCGAGCUAAAGAGCCAGCGAAUACAGUGCGUACCAGCCUUUUUUUUUUUUUUAAUACAAAUAGAAGCCGGUGCCUCCUGUCCGACAACGACCGUUUAUGCUUCACAGGGCGCACAUUUAUGACAUCUUCUCGCUGAUAAAGCUUACAACAUUUCUGUAUAAAAAUCUUUAAUGAUGUAGCUUGAAUGCCUUUUCUUUUGGGAGUUUUUUUUUUGGUUUUAUGUUAACUUUUAAGUACUAAAAGCUUUGUGAGGUUAAUGAGCGGGCACUGUAUAUUUGUAACUUAUGUUUAAUUCAUGUUUUAUAAGUAUUGAGUUACUCGGAGAGGAUUAUAGAAGUUUGUCUUACUGUAGUGCCCUUUUAUAUUCAACAUGGUCCGAAGGAGAGAUUGGUACAUUCUCCAGGAAUUGUGAAAAGCAUUUUCGCCAGAAGAAAUUAAUCGCAAAGCACGUGGUACCUGAGCCCCCCCCCCCCCCCCCCCCACUUGAUAGUUACCUCCUGCUUCUAACAUCACGCAGUCAUUCUUCAAGGAUGUAUGUCGAUUAGUACUCAAUACUUCCUGCUUCACGACUUUGUGUUCGUAUUUUCUAAACUUAGGUUAAACAUGCAGUUAACCGAAAACGGGAGCAGUUGAAUUCAUUUUCAGGAAAGAAAAAUGUAUUAAUGUAGAACUAUUGACACUUUGACGUGGUAUUGUUAUGUCUGUAUGUAUUCCAUUUCAGAAAAUAAAACUUUUUAUUCCAAACAAAAAUAAAA
Molecule: messenger RNA, 1939 nt
Organism: Erpetoichthys calabaricus (reedfish)
Lineage: Eukaryota; Metazoa; Chordata; Cladistia; Polypteriformes; Polypteridae
Product: heterogeneous nuclear ribonucleoprotein A0-like
Exons: 1
Coding region: 79-975 (298 amino acids)
Molecular function (GO): RNA binding
Source: RefSeq, a predicted model, not a curated record